Molecule: messenger RNA, 1461 nt
Organism: Magnolia sinica
Lineage: Eukaryota; Viridiplantae; Streptophyta; Magnoliopsida; Magnoliales; Magnoliaceae
Product: protein STRICTOSIDINE SYNTHASE-LIKE 5-like
Exons: 4
Coding region: 154-1287 (377 amino acids)
Biological process (GO): biosynthetic process
Molecular function (GO): strictosidine synthase activity
Source: RefSeq, a predicted model, not a curated record
AUUCUUUGCCAUUUUUGGCAUCUUGCCUUUUAAUAUCUCCAUCAUCGUCUUGGAGUCUUCAACUCCGAAAUCGACCCAAAACCAUACAACGAAAAGGCCACCGUGUGAUCAAAACCACUCAUUUCUCACCAUCUUAAGCGAAGACCCAAAACCAUGGCCGGUGCAACCACCUCCACCACAACAUCCACCACCAUAUGGCCCACCCUUCUCUUCUUGGGGGUGGUCCCAGUCGCCGUCGCGAUCCUUCUCUACCGAGCUGACGGGUUCGACCCGGCUCCGCUGCCCGACCACGGCUCGUGGCCCUCCAGAGCCGUGCCGGCCCGCAAUGAUCGGAUACUCAAGGUGGCGGAGAAGUUGGGUGAUGGGCUAUUGCAUGGACCCGAGGACAUGGCAUAUGACGCUGAGGCCCAUGUUCUCUACACCGGCUGCGAUGAUGGGUGGAUCAAGAAGGUCACGCUUGCUGAUGUGGCAUCAUCGGUGACCGUUGAUAACUGGGCCCAUGUUGGUGGCCGACCGCUCGGCGUUGCUCUUGGACUUCAUAAGGACCUCAUCGUCGCCGACGCCAAUAAGGGACUGCUGAGGGUCACGACAGAGGGUGCGGUGGAGCUGCUGACCAAUGAGGCCGAGGGCCUCAAAUUCCGUUUAACCGACGGUGUAGAUGUCGCCAGCGAUGGAAUGAUUUACUUCACGGAUGCAUCGCACAAAUACAGCUUGGAUGUUGCCAUGAUGGACAUUAUGGGGGGCCGUCCAUAUGGACGGCUGAUGAGCUUCGAUCCAUCGACCAAAAAGACACAAGUCCUUGUUCGUGGCCUCUAUUUUGCCAAUGGCGUCGCACUCUCCCCACAACAUGACUUCCUAGUCUUCUGCGAGACCGUCCUGAGGAGGUGUAGAAAAUAUCACAUCCAAGGUGAGAAGAAAGGAUCGGUGGACGACUUUGUCGAUAACUUGCCUGGAUAUCCCGACAAUAUCAGAUGUGAUGGCGACGGUCAUUUUUGGAUAGGAAUUGCAAUGGGAAGGACAUUGUUUUAUGAUUGGAUGAUGAUGAACCCAUUCAUAAGGAAGACAAUCGUGAUCAUUGAGAAGUUCGUAAAGAUGCCUAACAUGCAGCAGGACGGCGGGGUAUUGGAAGUCAGCUUGGAGGGUGAACCACUUGCCUUAUAUUCGGACCCCGCGCUCUUUGGGGUCACCGGCGGGCUGAAAGUAAGAAACCAUCUUUACUAUGGUUUGCUUGCCGGAAGCUACAUAGGCCGCAUCGAUCUCACCCGACAUGCAGCACGUGCCGAAUGAAUCUCCAUGUAUAGGUGCACUAUUUUCUUAAUAAAAGAAAAGAUGGCGUGCUUGGGCUUUGUAAGGUAUUAAAGAGAACAAUCGAAAGAGCAUACGUUUAACAUUUCAUGUAUGAUCUGCCUUGCUUGGUAGCAAACGCCCCCUAACAUGAUAAAGGCUCUAGUUAUUCGUACA